This is a messenger RNA of Papaver somniferum (opium poppy), 1083 nucleotides long. RefSeq lists its product as uncharacterized. The record is from RefSeq and is a predicted model, not a curated record. The coding region runs from base 1 to 1083 and encodes 360 amino acids. NCBI's taxonomy places the organism in Eukaryota, Viridiplantae, Streptophyta, Magnoliopsida, Ranunculales, Papaveraceae. The transcript has 2 exons.
AUGGAAGUUAUUUCUCGAUGCUGGAAUGAACAAGUUGCUUGUGAUCCAUAUUUUGUUUUUCUACACAAAUUAAAGAAGCUGAAGAAUAUUCUAAAGGACUGGAACUGGAAGGUGUUUGGUGAUAUACAUGUUAAAAUAAAAGAAGUAGAAGAAGAAGUUCAUAAAGCAAUGGAGUUAUCUGAUAGCAAUCCAUCAAAUACUGAAGCUUUGGACAGACUAGUAAAUGCAGAAAAUACCUAUAAUUCUAAAGAAGUUCAACUCAAAACUAUGCUUAAACAAAAAGCUAGAAUAAAAUGGGUAAAAGAGGGGUAUGCCAACACAAGUUUCUUCCAUACAAAUCUGAAGGUUAGACAAUCUAGAAAUUUUAUUAGUGAACUGGAGGACAUUAAUGGUGAUAUAAUCUCAGACCAAAACAAAAUUGCAGAUACUUUGGUUCAACAUUUUGAGAAAAAAAUUCAGUAUAAAGCAGCAGAAGAAGUUGACUCUCUUCUUGAAGUUAUUCCAGAGGUAAUCAUAAAGGAGGAUCAACAAAUGCUUGAUGCAAUUCCAAGUGCAGAAGCAAUUUUUAGCAUGGAUCCUGAAAGCGCUCCAGGUCCAGAUGGUUUCUCUGGUUGUUUUUAUAGAGCAUGCUGGCAUAUAAUUUAUUAUUAUGUGGUUCAUGCUAUUCAGUUCUGUUGGAGAAGAAGAUUCAUCCCAAAAGGGCUCAACUCAAACUUUCUAGUUCUACUUCCUAAAAUUGAAGGUGCAAAAUCUCCUAACCAUUUUAGACCAAUUGGUCUUAGUAAUGUCAGCUUUAAGAUAAUUACCAAAAUUAUCAAUACAAGAAUGAUUUCACUGAUGACAAAGAUUAUAACUCCUCAGCAAGUGGCUUACAUUAAAGGCAAAAGUAUACAAGAGCAAAUCAUAUUAGCAUCUGAAAUAGUGAAUGAAAUGAGGAAAAAAAGAAGAGGAGUUAUGAUAAAUGGUGGACCACAUGGUUUCUUCUCUGUGGUAAGGGGACUGAGACAAGGAGAUCCAUUAUCUCCAACUCUUUUUGUUAUUAUGGAAGAUGUCUUAAGCAGAUGUAUUCACAAAAUGGUGUAA